This is a messenger RNA of Hypoxylon trugodes, 1394 nucleotides long. Its product is annotated as Septin-type guanine nucleotide-binding (G) domain-containing protein. Bases 295 to 1299 code for a protein of 334 amino acids. The transcript has 3 exons. The record is from RefSeq and is a predicted model, not a curated record. Gene Ontology annotation, molecular function: GTPase activity; GTP binding; molecular adaptor activity. Gene Ontology annotation, biological process: cytoskeleton-dependent cytokinesis. Gene Ontology annotation, cellular component: cell division site; septin ring; septin complex. NCBI's taxonomy places the organism in Eukaryota, Fungi, Ascomycota, Sordariomycetes, Xylariales, Hypoxylaceae.
ACCCAACCUGCACCUUCUUUACGGAAAUUAUUGUUUGGCAGGAAAUCGCAGGGAGCAAUCGUAGAGAGAGGAUCCAUCCCCUUCACGUCGAAAAAAAAAAUAUUCCCAGACGCCACGAACCUCAACCUUUCUUUUCCCCAUCACCAUCAACUUCAAACCCCGACCCUCAUAUCAGAGCUCGCCUCGCUUUUUACUCCGAUAUUCCUUCUCCCUGCCAAUUGCCACUAGGCUAUUUCUUGGAAUAGGAAUCGACAUUUUAUUCCAUCUAUCGUUGAUCGGACAAAAUCAGGAGCAAUGGCGACGCAAACCAUCUACCCUAACAGCCAUGUCGGUUUCGACAGCAUCACCUCCCAGAUCGAGAAGAAGCUCUUGAAAAGAGGUUUCCAAUUUAACGUCAUCUGCGUUGGUCAAACCGGUCUAGGAAAAUCAACUCUGAUUAACACCAUCUUCGCAUCUCACCUUAUCGACUCGAAGGGUAGGCUGCUACCCGAGGAGCAGAUCCGCUCUACUACCGAGAUCCACCCCGUGUCGCACGUUAUCGAGGAGAACGGUGUCCGUUUGAAGUUGAACAUCGUCGACACUCCGGGAUAUGGUGAUCUGGUUAACAACGACCGCUGCUGGGACCCCAUCGUCAAGUACAUCAAGGAUCAGCACUCCGCGUACCUACGAAAGGAGCUUACAGCACAACGAGAGCGCUACAUUCCGGAUACCCGUAUUCACUGCUGCUUGUUCUUCAUCCAGCCCUCGGGUCACUCCCUAAAGCCCAUCGACAUUGUCGUCUUGAAGAAGCUUUCCGAUGUUGUCAACGUCGUGCCUGUUGUUGCUAAGGCCGAUACCCUAACUCUGGAAGAGCGACAAGCUUUCAAGGAGCGAAUUAAGGAGGAAUUCGCUUUCCACAACCUUAAGAUGUACCCCUAUGACAACGACGAGCUUGAUGAGGAAGAGCGCUCGAUUAACACUAACAUCAAGAGCCUUGUUCCUUUCGCUGUCGUCGGUUCGGAGAAGUCGAUCAUCGUGAACGGUAAGCAGGUCCGCGGACGUCAAAACCGAUGGGGUGUCAUCAACGUCGAAGAUGAGAACCACUGCGAAUUCGUUUACUUGAGAAACUUCCUGCUCCGAACACACCUGCAGGACCUCAUCGAAACGACUUCGCAAAUCCACUACGAGACUUUCCGUGCCAAGCAAUUGUUGGCGCUCAAGGAGAGCAGCGCACAAGGCCACGGAAGCAGGCCAAUCAGCCCCGCCGCAGAUCGCGAGAUCAGCAGAAGCUCUCAACGGAUGACCAUGAAUGGUUACUAAUUCUUUCUCUUCGAUAUAUGCUUUCGAGGCGUUGCUCGGGUUUACAGGUUUUUCCACCCUUGCGAGAGAUCUCUAAUAUUACCCCUUUUUACGAC